CUUGCACAAAAGGUAUGUAAUAGCGAGAGUAUGAAAAAAUCUUUUAAGCACUUGUUUUUUGUUACUGUUUCUCAAAGUUUCAAAUUCAAUGAAUUGCUGAAGAAGAUGCUAAAGAAACUUAUGGUAGGAGAGGGAUCUCUGAGGGGAAAUGACAUUGAGGAGCUAUUGGAAAGGCUUAACAGCGAAUUAGAUGGGAAAUACUUAGUAGUCUUGGACGAUGUUUGGGGAAUGGAUGAAGGGAUGUGGUGGAAUAACUUGAAGUCCGCUUUGCCCCAAGUGAAGGGUAGCUGUGUCCUUGUUACAACAAGGAAUGAGGAGGUUGCUAAAUCAAUGGGAGCUACUGAUAGACGCAUACACUAUCCCCAACCUCUUUCAAAUGAAGAUAGUUGGUCAUUAUUUAGCAAAGUAGCUUUUGCAAGAAAUGGAGGUAAAUGCACAAAUCUAGACUUGGAGGGCUUGGGAAAGGAGAUCGUCGCGAGGUGUGGGGGGCUUCCUUUAACAAUCAAGGUUGUGGGCGGAAUGAUGCUGGGGAAAUGUGAUUCCAUCCAUGAAUGGAGGCGAAUAUUGGAGCACCUUGAGGAGGAUCAGCUAGUCAUUUCGAGACUAGAGUUAAGCUACGAAGAGCUCCCAACAAACUUAAAACCUUGCUUCUUGUGCCUUGCCAUGUUUCCUGAAGAUUUUGAAAUACCAGUUAGGGACAUGGUUAACUGGUGGAUUGGUGAGGGUUUUGUUGGGGGAAGAAAUGGGAAAACGGCAUUUGAGAUCGGAGAAGAAUGCCUUGCAGAAUUAUUUAAUCGAUUCUUGAUAUCUGGAGUGGAAAAAGAUGCCUUUGAAAGACGCUUCGUAUCAUGCAAAAUGUAUGAUAUGGUUCGAGAUAUGGUUAUAAAAGUUGCAAGAGAAGAGAGCUUUUUUGCGAGCCUGGAUGGUAGAGGUAUGUCAGGGUCUAGUGUGCAGCCUCGCCGCUUGGGAAUUUCAAUGAACACAACAAUGGACAGUAUCCGAAACAGUUCCUUCAAGUUGCGGACGUUGGUUGGAAUGGAAAUUGAGAGCAAAGUGAUCAUUGCUAGUGUAAAAGCAAAAAUCUGCAAAGUAAGGUGGUUGAGGGUCUUUUCUCUUUCAUUGUCAAGCACCCGAAUAGAUGAUGUCAUGGCCAAGGAAUAUUGGUUGAGUGGGAUAGGGUCAUUGCAGCACCUCGUUUAUCUUAAAAUAGAGAAUUCUGCCUUAAGAGCACUCCCUGAUUCAAUCGGAAAUCUUCGUAAUCUUCAGAUUCUAUGUUUAUACGACUGCCCCAAUUUGGAAAGACUUCCUGUGUCAAUCGCAACAUUGGAGAAGCUGACAGCCAUUGAAAUCCUUCAGUGUUGGUCUUUAGAAUGCAUGCCAGAAGGGCUUGGAAAGCUUUCAAAUCUUGAACGGUUAAUAGGGUUUAUGCCAGUGAAUACAGGUCGUAAAAAUGGAUUCACAUUUUCACAGUUGAAGAACUUGACAAGUCUCAGAGAACUUGUAAUGGAGAUAAACUCAGAGGAACAAAUUGAAGGGGAUUGGAAUGUGUUAUCAAUGCUCCACCAUCUGCAAUUUCUAGCGGUAGACUUCAUUGGCAGUUCUCUUAAUGGCGAUGGAUUUUUAUGGAAGAUAAACCGUCAGCUUUCUCCUCCCCUAAAAUCCCUCAGAGAGUUGUAUCUUUGGUACUACCCAGGAGAGAUCACGCCUGCAUGGCUCAGUCCUUCUUCCCUUCCCAAUCUUCAGUUUCUUUCCAUUUACAAAGGAAGUAUUAGGCAGAUGGACCACAGAUUUUGGGGCAGUGAUAGCGCGGUAUGGAAAGUGGAGGUCUUGGUGCUAGCAGUAUUAGAAGAGAUGGAUGAGGAGUGGCUGAGGAUGCGAAGGGCAAUGCCAUCUUUAAGACGACUCAAGGUUUGUGACUGUCCGAAGCUUAAGUCAUUCCCAUUCAAUGCUGUCUUUGAAGAUUCUAUUGGUUGGAAGUGGAGCGUAUGGAGGAAAGAAGAAGAAGAAGGAGGUGAGGCUAUUGUAAUUCAUGUGUAACCUUACUUCAUUUCUUUUGUAUGUCUUAACCAUUCGAUGAUGUCUUUACAGAUUCUAUCGGUUGGAACUGGAACAGAUGGAUGAAAGAAGAAGGUAAGGCUAUUGUAAUUCAAGGGUAACCCUAACUUAAUUCCUUUUGUAUAUCCUACCAUUUGUUUCACACAAAUGCUCAUGUGUGAGAUCUUAUUUUUUCAUUGGGUUGGAAAAAAAUAUUGGAUCUUCUGCCUAAAAAUUCAGACAAUCUCAUUCUUCAGAUGGGCCACACUGUACAAAAUAAAUUGAUGGUUAAAAUUUUAAACCAUUCAUUUGUAUUGAUACGUUGUGCAUGGCCCAUCUGAGUUGUGAAUAAUGGACUGAUUUUUCAUGUGAGGUGAUCUAGAUCUAAACACCGUAUCGCACCUGGUGGAAAGCUCAUCUUUCAUGCAUGUAUCAAGUUGUGACACAUGCCCACAUGUGUGGAAUUAGUAGACCUAUAUUGUGAGACGAUCACUUUUGUCAGACGUUGCAUAGGGCUAAUAUGCUACUGGUCAAGCUACUUGAUACUCUAGCCAUGUUUGACACUUCAUACAUAGGCAUUUA
Molecule: messenger RNA, 2616 nt
Organism: Magnolia sinica
Lineage: Eukaryota; Viridiplantae; Streptophyta; Magnoliopsida; Magnoliales; Magnoliaceae
Product: disease resistance RPP13-like protein 4
Exons: 1
Coding region: 31-2037 (668 amino acids)
Biological process (GO): defense response to other organism
Molecular function (GO): ADP binding
Source: RefSeq, a predicted model, not a curated record